Molecule: messenger RNA, 1638 nt
Organism: Helianthus annuus (common sunflower)
Lineage: Eukaryota; Viridiplantae; Streptophyta; Magnoliopsida; Asterales; Asteraceae
Product: 5'-3' exoribonuclease 2
Exons: 2
Coding region: 170-1387 (405 amino acids)
Source: RefSeq, a predicted model, not a curated record
UUUGUACAGUGAAAGAUCAUCGAAAUACAUUGACUUUAAUGGUAUCAGAGCCAUAAAGUCUUAACCCUAAAGAAAUUCUGUAGCUCCUUUGCCCCUUUGCUUCGUCGCCCCUGUUCUGGUUUCACCAGAAUAAUUUUUUUUUCCUCCUUUCCUUCCCCUUGUUUCACUCAUGGGCGACAACAACCACACCCCAGCCACGGCUGAACCGAAACAACUUCACCCGGUGUACUCCGUUGCCAAUAUCCAGAACAAAAUUCGGGUGCUUGAUGGGGUGAAAGUCACCUACUCUGCUUGGGUUAAGCUCUUUAAGCUCCACGCCAAGGGAUACCGCGUUCUGAAUCACAUCGAUGGCACCGCUGGACCCGCAAAAGCUGACCCGACUUACGAGUCUUGGGUAGAGAUCGAUGCCAUAGUCCUACAAUGGAUCUAUGGCACUCUUUCUGAUGAUCUCUUGGUUCGAAUUUUGGAUGCUGAUUCCACCGCUAGAUCUGCGUGGGAGAAGAUUCAAGCCAUCUUCAUCAGUAACAAAAGUUCUCGUGCGGCAACUCUUGAACACGAGUUUACCAAUCUUACUUUGGCAUCAUGUGCCUCCAUGGAUGAAUACUGCCAGCGUCUCAAAGAUCUGGCGGAACAGUUAGGAGACGUUGAUCACCCGGUUAACGAGUCACGACUCGUGUUGCAAUUGGUUCGUGGUUUGCCGCCGGAAUUUGACACGGUUGCAUCCCUCAUCAACCAAUCUGUGACUACUUGGGAUAACGCUCGAAACAUGAUCCAGUUGGAACAACAGCGUCAAAAUGCUCGUCAAAACACUGCUCAAUCGGUUCUGGUUGCAUCCCGCAAUGGGCCUUCGGAUCCGAACUCAGGUAAUAUUCCUAUUGAACCAGUAGGAAAUCGGGAUGUCUAUGGGAGACAACAGACUCGAGGGCGUGGCAGGGGACGCCAUCGAGGUGGUCGUAACAACCGGGGAGGCAGAACUGCAUACGCCUCAUCGUCUGCUGCUCAGCAAACUCAAUCGGGUUAUGGCAGUGGCUAUCCUCCACAUCAGAACUGGGCCGGCCCACAAUACCAACAGUGGGCUCCACCACCUUGUCCACACCCUACCCAGCCCACAUCAUGGGCCACUCCUUGGAACAACAAAUCGGCCCAACCUCCUGCUACUUAUACCCAGCCGACGGUAAACAUGGCUGGGCCACCGGGUUUCCCGCCUCCUCCAGGAUCUGUUCCAGGACAUGUUGAUGCGCUAAACCCUACUGAACUUGGGGCUGCACUGAACACUAUGCACCUCCAACCUCCAGACCAAGCAUGGAAUAUGGAUACUGGCGCUUCCGGUCAUCUCACUAAUGACCCGGGAUCUCAAGACUGGCAGGGCUCUUUCCCGGCACAAUAGUUCGGGGGACUUGUAUCCAUUCACGUCUCCUAAUCAAGCUACAUCGUCCUGUUUUCUCGCUUCAUCCACAAAUUGGCACAAUAGACUCGGACAUCCGGGCGUGCAAGUUUUAGAUUUAUUGUCAAGUCGUUCCUUUAUUUCAUGUAAUAAAGACAAAACUAAUGGUCUUUGUCAUUCAUGCCAAAUUUCCAAUAGUAAACGUCUACCGUUUUUUGAUUCGAAUUCUAUGACAUUAGCACCAUUUGAUAUCA